Coniophora puteana RWD-64-598 SS2 is the source of this 1864-nucleotide messenger RNA. Its product is annotated as MFS general substrate transporter. Gene Ontology annotation, molecular function: transmembrane transporter activity. Gene Ontology annotation, cellular component: membrane. Bases 62 to 1744 code for a protein of 560 amino acids. The transcript has 6 exons. Gene Ontology annotation, biological process: transmembrane transport. NCBI's taxonomy places the organism in Eukaryota, Fungi, Basidiomycota, Agaricomycetes, Boletales, Coniophoraceae. The record is from RefSeq and is a predicted model, not a curated record.
CGAUUAUGAGCACAUAGCCUCCUCCCCACACCACCUUUCGUUUCUUACAGGACACUGCGCCAUGUCUCUCGACCGCUCCCCUCCCGGUGCUGAGCACACCCCACUUCUGUCUCGCGCUACACGCAGCAGGAGUGUAUCCAAGGAACGUACUUUCUCCCCCACAGCGCGUAUCCUUCCCAUCGCUAUCGCAUGGCAACUUGCAAGCCUUCUUCCUGUUACAACAACGCUCGACGUCGUCCAGCGCAUUGUCUGUACCAUCUGGUAUAUACGCAACGAUCCGGACCAAAUUCCUGACACAGGCUCGAUUCCGGUGGAGCUCUGCAAGAAUCCAGCCGUCUCACAGAACCUCUCAGCUAUCAUCACGGUGGGCAGCCUUUUUAAUGGUAUAUGUGCUAUCCUGGGCUAUAGUGUUGUGACCCUUGUGUCGCAACGCAUUGGUCGCAAACCCGUCAUUCUAGUCCUACUCGCUCUGGGUGUCGUCACUAAUGUAUGUGUCGUGGUCGUGCGCUUCCUUCCGGCCACCCUCGCCAUCGUCUGUUUCACGCUUUGGGCGGUCCUAGGAGCGUUUGUGAAUCCAUUAGUUGUCUCGCUCGUGAUAAAUAUGUACGUCGUCGAUGUGGUCAACGCUGAGGACCGUACGACCGCUCUCAGUACGCUGCAUGGUGGUUUAGCCUUGGGCGCUGCAUUCUCGUUGACGGCAGGUGGACUGAUCACCACGCUCACACACCAGCCAAGCUAUGUGUACAUCAUUUCAAUUGUUCUUUUGGUUUUAUCAUCGGCAUACACCUUCUUCCUUCUUCCGGAGUCUUUCACUGUCGAGAAACGUUCUGAACUUGCUCGCGAACGGGAGCUCGCCCAACUUGCCUCUGCGUCAUCCAUGCUGUCCGCCGAAAAUCGUACGUUAAAGAUGCGCGUGAAUAUCAUCGGACAGGCAGCCGUAUCCCCUUUAGCUGCUCUCGCAGAGCCACUGCGUCAAUUCAAGCCAAUGAAACAGCUACAGUCUGGGAGAAGAAACUGGCGAUUGGUAUGGUGUGGGGUAUACGCGUUCGUUGAGAGCAUCGGAGACGGAUACGUCGCCACGGCCCUUAUAGUCUACCUCACUGGUGUAGCUGGCUACACUCCAGCCCAGAACGGCUACGCACUGACCAUGAUGCUUAUAUCUGGUGCAAUCGUCAUGGCCGCCGUCAUCCCGUUCAUCCUCACCUACCUACGCCCCUUCUAUGCGCGGCAUCUUCCCAAGAGAUUUGCAUCGCCCAUCGACGGUACCGCACGCUACGGAAGUGCCACCGAAGGCGAAAAUGCGACAGUAGCUGCAGUCUCAGGCGAUGACGUCACUGUUUCUGCAACGUCUGAUCGGCUCGACGUGCACCUCGUCAUGGCCUCCGCAUUCUUUGAUGCCCUCGGGUACGUUUCCUUUGCAGCCGCCCGUAGUCUACCAGGGCAUCUAGCUGCCAUCAUUGCGAUUGGAUUCGGCGCCGGCCGUGCGCCUGCAUUCCGCAGCCUGGUCGUGGCAUCCGUGGACCCGCUCAAGACCGGCGAGGCGCUCGCGGCUAUAGAGAUGGUGUCGCGCGUCGGCGGGUUCUUGUCGACGCUUGUGCUAGGGAGCAUUAGCACUGCGACAAUUUCGACUGUGCCCCAGACUGUGUUCUAUGUGCACGCGGCAAUUGGCGUGCUAGCUGCUUCAAUCCUCCUACUCAUUCGUGACCGAGACCGGUGGGUUACCCCGUCCGAAGGAGAGCAGUAAUUCGUCAAAUGGCACUUCAAACCCUACAUUCCUUUUUGCAGUCUUUACACAUAUCUAUCAUAAAAUAUCAUUAUUCUAGCCAUGUAGUUUAUCAAUUCUUAUAAGAUAUAUUGCUUUACG